AUGUCGCUUAUAGAGAAUGUAUUGUCUCUAACGUCUUCCGAAAACUCUGCCCCGUUUGCAUGGGUUCAUUUGGAACCGGUACCUCCACCCCAACAAGUGUUGUCUCAUCGACAGGAUAUCAAAUACGCUUUCUUAUACCCGCUAUCAGACGAGUCCCUCUCGAUUUCAACAAUCUCGGCAUCGCUAUACCCAUCGUACAGGGAUGGCACGUGGAAACUGGACCAGUCAAACAUCGCCCAUGUCUUCAAUCUCUGCUGCUCCACUUUAGACAAGUAUUGGUUGUUGCAACUAUUGUUGGCGAAAUAUGCAAGAGGCCCUUUGCUAACAAAGAUUUCUAUGGUCCGUUACUUAAAACUGUAUACCCACAGGGAGAAGGUCAAGGGUGGAGUCAUCAGUGAAGCCAUCGAUGCAAUUGUCGUUGGGAAAAUAAGUGAAAGUCCAACAUCUUUAUUUUUCAAACAAAUUAUAAAUGUGUUGAAUUUGUAUCACCUGGAGAUGAUGCUUUCUGCCGGGGAAGAUUUUAAGAGAGUGUUGAGAUUGAAGGAGUUACUCAAUGGUCAAGUCACAUUGAAGAAUAGCAGCGUUGUCUUGGACAGUUUACAGAGGAAACAUAAGGGGACUACUAAAACCAAAGAUGUUUUCCCCCAAAUUGAAAAACUAUUUGACAUGUUGGCGAUCUUCAAUCCAAGGAUUGCUAAAACCCCAGAAUUUGUUCCUGAAGAAGAAGCUGACGAUGCAAAUAGAUCUGUAGAGCUUAUUCUACGUUGCUGUUUCAGGCAACAGUCAGUUAAAGAAUCGAGUAUUCUUGAUGGAUUGUGUGACACCACACUACGAGGGUUCCCAUCUGCUAUUUUUAACGCAAGGUCUAGUUUGUGGGAUGCAGUCUACAGUAUAGAUUUUUUGAAAAUGAAGAAUUUAACGGGUUGGCAUUCCAUCAGGAAAUUCAUGGAGUCAAAUGAAAGACGUUCUUUCUCAACUAGUGUGAGCCAUAGGUUGGUUAUACCCAUUCAAGUGGGGACGCCGUUUAAAAUAAUGCGAUGUGUUGAGGGUAAGGAUUUGUCUAGGGUUGCCAACAAAUUAUCAGAGGCUUCACCUACUGAUAAUGAACCACAAGGGUUUUGUGUUGAGGAUAAACUUGACGGCGAACGCUCUUGCAUUCAUUUGUGGAGGGACUCAAACAAUGCUUCGUUUAUUCACAUGGUGUUUUAUAGUAGGAACAUGAUCAGGCAAACUUGGUAUGGCUCAUAUGUUGGUGAUCCAAGCGGCACAAUUACAAAGUAUAUGAAGAAUGAGUUCUUUGAGGGAAUUCAGAAUAUGAUUUUAGAUGGCGAAAUGGUUACAUUCGACGAAGAGAAGCAAAAUUUACUUGGGUUUUCAAGUGUUAAAAAAUGUGGAGAAUGCAAUAUGGAAGAACUAAGAAAGGGAGUGGAUUUAAGAAAAGCCAAACUGUACAAUAAGUUUUUAUGUUUUGAUAUCCUUUACCUAAACAAUGAAAGUUUACAGUUAACAACAUUAAGGGAAAGAAAAAAUAAGCUGCAAGUUUCCCUUCAAAACUUUGGAUUCGAAGAGUGUAAAUUCUUCGAACUUCAUAACUACAACGUUGGGUAUAAUGUAGAAGAUCUACAGAUAGCCUUAGAUAACGUUAGAGCUAGAAACGGUGAAGGGUUAGUGAUGAAGAAAUGGGAUUCUUUGUAUUUUGUCGGCACCAACUCCCCAUAUUGGCUUAAAAUCAAGCCUCAUCACAUUGAAAACUUUGUUGAGGAUCUAGAUGUAUUGAUAAUUGGGAUGGAAGGUAAGGGUAAUUAUAUUUGUGCGUUGUAUGGCGGGGAUGAUGAUUCCGAUUCUGAAUAUUAUAAGACCUUUGUGAGUUUCACUUUGCUUGUUUACGGAAUCACCAGAGAAGCAAGAGAUUAUAUUAGCGAGAAAACCAGUGGAUGCUGGAAACCGUACUCGAAGUAUUCGAUGGCAGAGAUUGAAGAACAAAACGUCAAAUUUGGGAAAAUGAAACCGUUACAAUGGAUCAAUCCUCAAGACAGUGUAGUGAUUACCGUGAAGUCAUCCAGUUUGAAUUUUAGUGAAGACGUCCAAAGGAAAUUUGUGUUGAGUUCGACUUUAGGACACCCAUAUUUCAUGUCAGUCCGAUAUGACAAAAUGUACUAUGAAUGUGACACUGUUGGCGCAUACCAAGAGAGAGUUGAUACGAUUCGAAAGAGAAAGCUAAACUACAAUGCAGAUCGUAAACCAAAGCUGAGGCGCAAAGCAGAUACAAAGAAAGCCAUCGAGUUAAGAGAUAUCAAUCGAAAUAUUAUUAGGACAAUAGCCCAGAUAGACGAUCUAUUUCAAGGCAUAACUUUCUGUGUAAUAAGUGACUGUUUAAUUAACGGGAAAUGGGUGGAUAUGAGUGAGGUCAAUGGGAUACUCGAGUCGCAUGGCGGUAAGUUGAUAAGUAAUCCACACCGUUAUCAAGGGGAUAAGUUACUAGUCAUUUGUGAGCGAAAGACAUCGAACGCCGUCAUUUACAGCAACGACUACGAAAUUUUCAAAUUCAAAUGGUGUCUUGAUAGCAUUCGAUCUAAACGUCUCGUUAGAUUUGAUCCAUCACAUUGUUUUAUUGUUAGUAAUGCUGUAAGGGAGAUAUGCGAGAGAAACAUCAACAAAUUGGGUAUCAAUUAUAGUGUGGACUAUGAUAUUGGGUUAUUUCAACUUGCUCAGCAGAAAAUAGAGGAUGGUGUUUUGGUUGAACAACCAUUAGCAGCAAACUACAUUGAUCAAUUGGGAUACACUUUCUACAAUGAGAGGGUUAAAUUUCAGGGAUUCUCAGAAAUUACAAGUUUCCAACUGCAAAUAGCUCAAGUGGAGCUUGAGAUAUGUGGAGGUACUGUUGUUUCAAACCUCGACGACGCUACAGUACUCGUUGUGCCCGAAAAACAGGAUCUCUCCACAGUGGAGAGUAUCUCUGAAGGUCGUCCAGUUUAUACAUGGCAAGAGUUUCUCAACAUGUGCAGAGACCGCGAACGUGGAAACAGUGUAUAA
Molecule: messenger RNA, 3033 nt
Organism: Pichia kudriavzevii
Lineage: Eukaryota; Fungi; Ascomycota; Pichiomycetes; Pichiales; Pichiaceae
Exons: 1
Coding region: 1-3033 (1010 amino acids)
Biological process (GO): nucleotide-excision repair, DNA gap filling; double-strand break repair via nonhomologous end joining; DNA recombination
Cellular component (GO): DNA ligase IV complex
Molecular function (GO): DNA binding; ATP binding; DNA ligase (ATP) activity
Source: RefSeq, a predicted model, not a curated record